CUUUGAAGUAAAAAAAAAACAAAAUGGUUUCCAAAGCUGUUAUUUUUGCGUGUGUUGCGUUCGCCAUCUUUGAUGCUAGCACAGCCCAGUGCAUAAAGAACCUCCUUCCAUCCUGCGGCUGCGGCGUGGACGUCAUCCAAAACCAGGUCCUCCUCAACCAGCCAGGUCUUCUAGCUGGUGGUCUGGUUCAACCUGGUCUUCUGGCGCAACCUGGUCUACUAGCUCCUGGUAUGGUGGCCGGUAAUGUGCUCCCUGCACUUGCUGGGGGUGUUGUGAGUCCUUGUGUCAACGGACUAGCCGCUACUAACAUCAUUCAGGUACCUUAUCUACCUUAGUGUUAAGUCCUUUUAGCUGGUGGUCUGGUUCAACCUGGUCUCUUGGCGCAACCUGGUCUUCUGGCGCAACCUGGUCCACUAGCUCCUGGUAUGGUGGCCGGUAAUGUGCUCCCUGCACUUGCUGGGGGUGUUGUGGGUCCAUGUGUCAACGGACUAGCUACUAACAUCAUACAGGUACCUUAUCUACCUUAGUGUUAAGUCCUUUUAGCUGGUGGUCUGGUUCAACCUGGUCUCUUGGCGCAACCUGGUCUUCUGGCGCAACCUGGUCUACUAGCUCCUGGUAUGGUGGCCGGUAAUGUGCUCCCUGCACUUGCUGGGGGUGUUGUGGGUCCUUGUGUCAACGGACUAGCCGCUACUAACAUCAUCCAGG
Molecule: messenger RNA, 705 nt
Organism: Cydia fagiglandana
Lineage: Eukaryota; Metazoa; Arthropoda; Insecta; Lepidoptera; Tortricidae
Exons: 5
Coding region: 24-335 (103 amino acids)
Source: RefSeq, a predicted model, not a curated record